Molecule: messenger RNA, 963 nt
Organism: Porites evermanni
Lineage: Eukaryota; Metazoa; Cnidaria; Anthozoa; Scleractinia; Poritidae
Source: the annotation of a GenBank genome assembly
AUGGGAAUUAAUUUUUACAGACUAACUGCAAAUACUGAUUACACGUUGUGUUUGGAAAUACUCAACACUGAUUAUAAUCUUUGGAAUAAUACACAAAUAAGUGUUGACAAAGGAACUUCAAAAGGAUUAUCAAUUGGAAAUGUAAUUGUAAAAAAACUUUCCCAUAGGUAUACUGAUUCAACAGGGAAAACACAAACUAUGUACUACCACAGAAUAAUAAUUAAUUUCCGGAAGUUGUCAUCUGGAAAUAGGUUCUUUCUUCACAUUUUGGUUGAUAUUCUUCGUGGUGGAUAUAACCUGCGUGCGUAUCCGACAUUGUUUAAAGGAGUUUACAUCAUUGCUUAUGGAAUUGAGGGUACAUUUAGCAAUAUCGACCCAGAUAAAGUUUACGACUAUCACACCGCAUUUGAUAUCAAACCAACAGAAGUAGUGUAUAAUGUUGAUAUUAAUGCAAAUCAAAAAGAAAUUAAAAAUAUCAAACUUGACCGACAAAAUGAUAAUAGUGCUGCAACAGUUGCAUUAGUAAAAGAACUAGCUCCUCACACUAAAAAUGCUUUGUAUAGAUUAUACUUUAGUGAUUUCUAUGACUUUGCUGAUGCGGAUACUUACGGAAUAAAUAUAGGCUCAUUUGGAGUUAUUAUAAAUUCUUUGAAACCUAAUAUAACACUACCAACAAAUAAAGACCUAAGUGAAAUAACGGAAAAAGGAUUACAUAUUAAUGGUUAUGAUAUUACUUUUUCUCCUUCACAUUCUUCAAAAUCUACUUUAUGUAUUGUUUUUAGUCAUUGGAGAAAUAGGAGUUUUACCCUAACUAAAUAUUUAUCAACAAACAAUAAUAUUUUAGUAAAAUUGGAUUAUAAUAAAUCAAAUAAUAAAGUAACUUUAACUGUCAACAAAACAACUCAAAAUUUUACUACGCUAAGUAGUUUUAAUGGAAAAAUAAUUGUUUUAUGGCUAGCAGAA